This is a messenger RNA of Piliocolobus tephrosceles (Ugandan red Colobus), 2043 nucleotides long. RefSeq lists its product as uncharacterized. The coding region runs from base 683 to 1399 and encodes 238 amino acids. The record is from RefSeq and is a predicted model, not a curated record. The transcript has a single exon. Lineage: Eukaryota; Metazoa; Chordata; Mammalia; Primates; Cercopithecidae.
GCUCCUGACUCCCAUGGCGCUUGUUAGCUUUCUGUUAUGCUGUUGGCUGUGCUGGGCCUCGGGCAGCCUCUGGCCUCCUGCCCGCCUUCCACUCGCCCCAAAGCAGGACUGUAAUGCUCCCCGCCUUUCUCCUGAGAGGGUCCCCCCCUCCCUGGGGGAGAAUGCUGACAUCAUGUUUCCCUGAGCACCGGAAGCCACUCCAGCAAACGGGGUUGUGGGAACCCCAACUUCAGGGAAGUGAAUCGGUCAGUUCCAGAGGCUCAGGCUGGUCACCGGUGUGUGUCGGGGGGCAGUCUUGGGGACGGAGCCCUCAACCCGGGGGGUCGGACGCUGCCCCGGGUCCACACUGUCGGAACCGAAUGAGAAGGCAGCAGCGACCCCUGCGUGGUGCGUGGGGAAGACCCUUCAAACCUGCUCACAGCAGCCUUCUGUGUGGACGUCUGUUGAGGUGGGUGGAGGAGAAACACGGUGUGUAAGUUUUUCCUUAAAACAAAGCAGCACCAAGAAACUCCAGAGCUUCCGAAAAGGAAACGCAAUCGGCCUCCGGGCGUAACAAGCACUCUCGCUCCAGUGACCAUGAAAGAAACGCCAGUUUACCCAACACACCAGCAUCCACACCUCAGGCCAAGGAACAGGAGCUGUGGAGGGCACGCGGGGCGGGGAAGGUCUCCCCACACUGCCCAUGGGGCGUGUGUUUGGCAAUGCCACCAAAUCUACAAGUGGACACACCUUCCCACGAACACCACCCCCGGGCUCUACGCCACCGCUCACACACCCCAGUCCUCCGCCCCAGCAUUUUCCACACGGCUUUGCUGACAGAGUACUGGGAAUAUUCUGGAGGCAGUGGGUAUUCACCGUCCCCACGGGUGACUGUCUCAGAGGGUGCACAGCGGCCACGGCUGCAGCUCAUCAGAGCGCACCGCACUGUGAACACGCAGGGCAGGCUCACCCAGAAUGCUCUGGACAGGUCAGUGAAAAUGGGAGCUUCGCCCAGGAGACGUGGGCUCAGAUCCACGGGCACAUCGGUCCCAGGGCCCAUCAACACCUUGAAAGCCAAAGGCAAGACCCGCUGACCCCGAGAACCUCCACACACCUCACGCCUGUGCCUGCGGGUUGGCAAAACGUGGAGGAGCCAUGCCAGGGCACAGAGCCCCCAGCACACCCUCCAGCUGCCCCCGGGCCCCGCCACACACGGUGUCAGCAGUCAGAGCCUCGUGGAGAUGGCGGCGACGCGGGGACAACUGGACAAAACAUGGAGCCUGACGUGGGACUGCGUGAGGCAGUACCAACGAGGCUUGCUGGCUUUCAGGAGAAGGGGGAUGACAGGCUGGGGUGGGGCUUCCGGUGGGAGAGGGGUGAGGGCACGGCCAAGGGCGCAGAGAAAACGGCUGGCAUCUGAGGAAGGAGACCUCUGAGGUUACAGGAUAGGAAGGGCACAUUCUUCGGAUGGAGACUGUCUGCCCCUCGACUCUGGGUGCAGGCUGCCCAGGGCGGGGCGAGCGGCCAGCCAGGCUCCAGCCUGCCCUCGAAACAGGAGCUGCCGACCAGGGCCGGCCCUGCUGGGGCCGCCACCCACACCACGGCACAGAAGCCACCUGCACGCUCAGACGCACUGUGGCCAGUGCUCCUGCAGGUGACAGAGCUGUCCCUGGAGGGUCAGCCCAGCACCACCUCCACCUCACAGGCAGGGCCAUGGGGGUGGUGCCAAGAGAACCUCCACGAAUGUGCGAAGAGAGAGGGGAGACACAGAGAACGGAAAGAGGAUCUGGAACUCAAGGAUGCCACCAUGUGGGAGCCGGCCAGGCCUCCACAGUUCACGGUCCAGCUACCAUGGAACCAACCCAAGCAGCCACGCCAAAGCGGCCGCCUUCUUCCUGGUCAGGACCUCCACCUAAACUACCACGAAGGAAACCAAUUCCUGAUGCUGCAAGGUUCCAUAAGAGAACUGGGGCCAGGCACAGUGGCUCAGGCCUGGAAUCCCAGCACUUUGGGAGGCCGAGGCCGGAGGACCACUUGAGCCCAGAAGUUCCAGACCAAUUUGGG